UGUUUUGCCUCUCUUUCUCUCUCAACCAGUGCUUUAAUGCUGCGUAAAGCUGAGGCAGAUUUGUUUCUCUUUCUCAGGACAAACUUCUAAAAGAAAAGGAUGAUGAGGAGAAUGAGUUUGUUCCCACGCCGGGGUGCUCCUCUGGGGAACCUUGAGCUGACCGACGACGAGAUCCAAGAGGAGGUUGAGAACGACACACGUGAGUUGGUGUCCGAGCUCGUCAAUCUUCCAGCCAGAGCCAGAAUACAGGCAAUACGAGCUCUGCCCAUGAGUUUCCACGAGCGGAGAUAUGUCAGGGGCAGAGUGAUGUCAGUCAAAGACUCAAAGAAGAACAACAUGCUCCCGACGUGUUGCACUGACUGCCAUCAGCAAACCUCACUGUUUUGGCGCAGGUUUGGUGCCAGCGUGGCCACGACUCGGAAGCGCUUGGUGAUAUGGCAGGGUGCUCUGAAGGAGAUCGGUGGGCGUUUCGGCACCUCUGUACUGUCGUACUUCUGCUUUCUCAAAUGGCUACUUAUGUUCAACAUGAUCUCGCUACUCAUCAAUUUCAGUUUCAUCGCCAUCCCACAGAUCAUCCACAGCCCCAACAUCACACACACAGUGAAUUUCAGAGGUCUGGAGCUGCUUACAGGAGCUGGCUACUUUAACCAGACAGUGUUUUUUUACGGUGGUUAUAAUGGUGAAGAUAUCGUAAAUCAGCCUCCUUACAACAUGCGGCUGGCUUAUUUCUUCACCAUAGCAGCUUACAUGGUGCUUUGUGGAGUGUUGCUUAUUUACAGCAUGGCCAGAUCCUUCCAAAAGAACUUUGUGUUGGUAUCAGGCCCUGGGUACGGCGGAGCGUGGCGUCUUUUGUGUAGCUGGGACUUCAGCGUGGUUAAUGAAAAGGCCAUUCAGAACCACAAGAACAACCUGAGCAUCCAGUUAAAGGAGACUUUAUCUGAGCGGCUUCAGAGAAAAACCACGGUGUCGACAUCCACCGUUCUGAAACGGCUUGCACUUUACUUAGCGGCCUGGAUGCUGUGCGUCUGCCUCGCCAUCGGCUCCUGUGCAGCCGUCUACUUCCUGCAGUCACACCAGAGUCAACUGGUAAACAUAUCCGGAUUUACCAAUAAUUUAAACGAGGAGGCGGCCACUCUGAUCCUGCCUGUUGUCGUGUCCCUCAUCAAUCUCAUCAUCCCGCUCACCUUCUCGCUCAUUAAUAAAAUGGAGCACUACACCAACCCCCGCACCAACAUCUACAUCGGUAUCAUGAGAAAUGUUCUGCUGAAUAUGUCCAUCCUAGGGAUCCUGUGUUACUACUGGCUUAACGAGGUUCCCUAUUCCACCCCAUGUUGGGAAUCGUUUGUGGGUCAGAGCGUGUAUCGUCUGGUGUUAGUCGAUUUCAUCUUCUGCCUUCUCGGCUCAUUCUUCGGAGAGUUCCUUCACAACAUAAUUGGAAAAAAAUGCUUCCGGAGCCUCGGAGUUCCCGAAUUUGAUAUCGCCACAAACGUACUCAAUCUGAUCUACGCUCAGACGCUAGCGUGGAUUGGGAUCUAUUUCUCCCCACUGCUUCCCAUCCUGCAAGUCAUUAAGCUGUUUAUCAUCUUCUAUGUGAAAAGGGUCAGCUUGAGUAUGAACUGCCAGCCACCGAAGCACAUCGGCAGAGCCGCUCAGAUGCAUACGGUUUAUAUAGCGCUUCUGUUUUUCCCCUCGUUCAUCGGAGCCCUCUCCCUGGUGGCCUACACCGUGUGGAGCCUGAAGCCCUCUGAGCAGUGUGGACCUUUUCAGGGUCUGGACAAACCCUUCCAGGCUGUUCAGCUGUGGAUGAACACAGUACACAACAUCCCAGGGUCUGAGUGGGCCUGGUGGAUAUUCGAACAUGUGCUGAGGAGCGAGUUGUUCUUCUACCUCGUCACUCUCAUUGUCCUAGUUCUGACUUACUUCCUGUGGCAAGUCACUCAAGGCAGGAGGCAGCUCAUCCAAACUCUACGUGAGCAGAUUGUCAACGAGGGAAAGGACAAAACCUUCCUACUGAACAGGUUACAAAGCAUCCAGAAACAGAGAAGAACCACUGCAGCCUUCAGUCCCCAGGAAUUCACAGAGAGAACAUACUUCAAUCAACACUGGGUAAACACCUUGCCCUUGGAAAUGUGAGGCAAUGUUUUUAAAGACUUUUGGCCUUGUGUUGGUGAGUAAUGACGAGAUUCCCACAAACUCUAUAGCGAGCCUGAACUCGGACCGUAUUUGGAAGUCCGCCGUUAGUGUUUUCUGAGUUCCAGCAUCAACACGCUGCCCGAACGCCUUAACGUUUACGCCACAAACAUCCUCAAUUCAACUCUACAGAGAAAAAUAAUAGGAGCUGUGGUACAGGGUGGAGACUCGUUAAGUGUAAUACACAAUUCUGUCCAGUAGGUGGCUGCAUUCUAUUAUACAGCUGAUCCACUUAAUCAUUUCACAUUAUGUAAAGCUGAAAAAAUAGAGUUUGGCUUCGAAAUAUUAAAACAUUUAUGUAGUAAUAAAUUUAAGCAAAACAACCAAGGAAUAAAAAAACAAUGAUACUGUCGUUUUUUUUUAUUGUGAAAAAUGCGUCAUUUUAUUCCAUACACAAAGAACUGUACAGUCAAUAAUUUAAAAAUGGUUCGGUUCAUCGUUCCAAGAACAUUUUUAUGAUUCUUUAAAUUACUCAGCAGCUUUUAGCUUACACCCAAGGAGGAAAAAAAAAUAGUGUUUACAACUGUGUGCUGACUGCAUUCACAUUGUUCGUCCCUUUUAGUUUAUUCAUCCAAACCUGCAGGACAUCAGGAACCUUUUCCACACACAGAUUAAACCUGGAGAUUAAUAUAAACCAAAAUGUUAUCAGUUAUGAAAUGAUUUUAUUCAUUUACAGGUUUAAUCUGUGUCUGGAAAAUGAACUUUGAUUUUAAAAACAUUUUAAAGAGGUUCAGGAAAGACAAAGAUUAAACUAGGUGCGUCACAAAACCAAAUAAAACAAAGACUCACGUUACAAAACCCAAGGACUUUUUCUAACUAUGUCACAGCCCUUCAGAAUGAACGUUACAGCUGAAAAGUGACUGUAGAUUGAUUUAAACUGUACUGAACAAUAACAGGGGAACAAUCACCUCUCUAAACAUACAUUCUCCCCAGAUUCUAUCACUUCUUAGCUAAAGCGGACGGAUCACGUGAAGGCCUCCUGCUUCACUUUGUUUCUCUCCGCACGUAAACUGUAAAGCCUUAUUCUUAUUUAUGACGUGGCACAUUUAUCGAUUGCGGAGGUUUUGAGCAAAAUCCCUGAGAUAGCUAUAGAGAGAGAACCUGAAGACUCUAUGCAGUGUUUUCAAGGGUGACUUGAAGAUCUGCAGAUUUGCAAAAUAGGGAAUUCAUUAUUCAUCAGGAUUAAAAAGAAAUCGCUGCCCCUUUCACCAGAUUCAUAAAUAAUUCAUCCAAAUAAUUAGGAGUGCAGUCAUCAUGGAGGUCCUUUUCUGAUUGCUUUUUUUUUAUAUAUUAUAUUGAUGUACAGCUUGGCCUUAAUAUUUAUAAGUUCUUCGCUCUGAGGUUUUUUUUUUAUUCAAUUGUUGAAUCGCCAUAUUUAUAUUCUUCAGAAAAGUGAUUGAAAACCAUGCAUUGUGAAGAAGACUGACAUUUUCAGAGUAACACGGCUACAAAAACGCCAACUGUUUUAACUGAAAGACAUUAAGAUAAAUUGCCAAAUUGAUUCAGUUCAUUUAAGGAAAUACUCCAGCAUUUUUCCCCCCACACCUGUAGUGUGUGACUUAAAGACGAGAAUCAACAUGAUUCCCUUCUCUGAGGGGGGAAACUAAUCCCCAGUAAACCUGUUUUAUUUAUCUAGGUGUCUAUUUGUAAGUGUAAGUUCAGAACUACUCAAAGACUUCUACUGUAAUUGUUAUUUAAUUCAGGGAACCGUGUUGAAACUUGUGUCAAUCACACAAACACUACAGUCAGAUACAUUGUGGAGGUUUAACUCAAAUGCACUGAAUUAUUAAUUUAAACUAAACCAAAAAUUUGAGCUACGCAAGAUGAGACAGUAAAUGGUUUGGCACAAAGGGCUGAUUAGGGGCAGGGUUGUUUUUUUAAGGAGGAAGGUGGAAUGGAGUCAGACGGUCCCCCGAGGAGACGCUCAACAUCAUGUGUGGUGUUUCUGUAAAUGACUGAGGGUAGGAGAAGUAAAUCAAAUGAAAUGCAGUCACACACUGUGUGUUCUUCAUAGUGCAUGCGAGCGAACCGCCACCUCACAGUGCAAUUCACAGGUAUGCUAGCACUUCUAAACCGUGGUGUAGCGUAGCAUGCGUGGCACGGCCGAGUUCAUUCCCCAGAAGUGGCGAAAUCUCUGGUGAGUUUGUCCGAACUCUUUUCAGGAACUGAAAAACAUGCUGUUAACAAACUAAAGCUUAACAGUCUGACUGAAGACCCUUAACCAUCUCAAGGUCUUUGGGCAGUUUCUCCACCAGACGGAUGCAGGACGUGUUCAGAAAGCUCUGUGUGUAGGUGUACAUGUUGUAGUAAGUAUUAUGACUGCAGCAGAUGUGAUCUGUAUCCUCCCGAGAGUUCUGAGGGAGCAUUUAGGGGCAGGGGUUGGAUCCUUCCACCCACUUUUCCAGGCUAGGAGAUUUUGCAGUUGUUGCGGGUGCAGUUCUGAGGUGGGCUCUGUGGCGGCCGGAUGGAUUUGGAGCGUUUCAAGCUGUUGCCUUUGCUGCCGCCGCUGUUUGCCAGCGAGUAGGAGCGUCCGUGCAUCAUGACGGCGUUCAUCCCGUUGGCCAUGGAGAAGGAUUUCAAGUGACUCUUAAUGGCGACGGGGAGCGGAAGCUUGUCUAUCAGGUGCACUGGUGUGCACGAGACGAUGGCGCGACAGCACAGGUCCUGCAAGCUGAACACUGGAAAGAUGCAGUGAUGAAGAUUCAACACAAGACUAAAGAUAACUCAAGAUGGCGGCGCGUGCACAACGCGAGGCCCAGCGUCUCUCCAGAUUUUGCGAUUUAGUAGCAAUUUCUCCAUCAACAGCAAGUUUAUUCACUCAGAACAGUAUAAGAGGAAUGAAACAUUUGUGGCCACGCAGUUACAGGAGACGGCUCAGCCUCUGGGUGGCGCCGGGAACUCGAACACAUACAUCUAAUAAAGUGCGUACGGCGAACCUCAGAAGAACAACAUAUCAACUCACCUCGGUUGGGCCUCCAGAACUUCUCCAUGCCGUGUCUCAUGAGCACGAUGCGCGACAGCUCCGUGAACGACUCGAUGACGUUGAAGUUGCAGAGUGGACUUACUUCGAAGAAGGUCAUGGCGUUUUUCUCAGCAUAGGAGCGAGCCUGCUCCGUGGGAACCUGACGCUUGAAUGCCAAGUGAAGUCGGUUCCCCACCAGGAUCCGAGGAACCCCGGGAGCAUGCUGCAGAUACAAAAGAACCGCAUGAUCACUAUCAUUACUGUUAUUAAAUCUCUUACACUCAAAUACUCACACCAACACAAUACUGCUCCAGGAAAGGGUGAAAGUGUAUCUGUUUUAACAGCAGCGACAACACACACUUCAAUACUUUCACAUAAAUAAAAUUCUGCUUGACGUUU
Messenger RNA from Tachysurus vachellii, 5551 nucleotides. RefSeq names its product transmembrane channel like 5 (gene tmc5). Bases 100 to 2133 code for a protein of 677 amino acids. The transcript has 20 exons. The record is from RefSeq and is a predicted model, not a curated record. Gene Ontology annotation, cellular component: plasma membrane. Lineage: Eukaryota; Metazoa; Chordata; Actinopteri; Siluriformes; Bagridae. Gene Ontology annotation, molecular function: mechanosensitive monoatomic ion channel activity.